Messenger RNA from Pseudocercospora fijiensis CIRAD86, 4506 nucleotides. Its product is annotated as putative ABC transporter. The record is from RefSeq and is a predicted model, not a curated record. The coding region runs from base 1 to 4506 and encodes 1501 amino acids. Gene Ontology annotation, molecular function: ATP binding; ABC-type transporter activity; ATP hydrolysis activity. The transcript has 2 exons. Lineage: Eukaryota; Fungi; Ascomycota; Dothideomycetes; Mycosphaerellales; Mycosphaerellaceae. Gene Ontology annotation, cellular component: membrane. Gene Ontology annotation, biological process: transmembrane transport.
AUGGACGACGUCUCCAUCAUCACCGCGCUGACGGUUGCGGUGACACUUUUUUUUUUCAGCAAUUUUCCCCUAGUCUAUGGAUUUCUUGCUUCAAGGCGAUCAUCUUCACAGACGGCGGAGUGUUAUAUCGAUGAAGAUGGUGAAGCUUCGAAGGCUGGGUCGAGCGCGAACAUCCAGGAUAAGGGAGCGAGAUGGAGCAUUGGGAUUUUGUCGGUGGCUGGUUUGGGCUGUGGAAUAGCUGGAGUUGUUCUCAAUGCUGUUGCGGAGAGGCAUGAGGAUACCCUGGAGCCACUGAUCUGGUGCCAAUUGGCUGGAUGGAUACUGGCAAUUGCACAUUCCAUACUUCUUUUCUUAGAGCCGUCCAUGCCACGGAGGUUCAUGAUCGCACACUGUUCCUUCUGGACGAGUAUUGGUAUAAUCAUUCUUGCCGCCGCAUGCGACAGUCCAGAUGCUCGAUCAAAUCAAGGUCCCUCCGACUUUUCGUUGCAAGUCGCAAUCACCACAGUCGCGGGACUUCGAGCAAUAUGCUGCAUUCUGGUUCCUCGGCGACCAGAUGUCUACCACGAAGGACACAUAGUCGACCAAGAACAUACCGUGAGCAUGUGGAGUAGGCUCACUUUCAGCUAUGUAGGAUCAUUGGUGUGGCGGACUGGCAAGAAUCAAGGCAAGACGGAGGUGAAGGAUUUCCCACAACUGCCGGCCAAAGCUCGUUCUGCCAAUCUUUACAGCACGCUUGAAGAUGCGAGAAAGGACGGCCGAACGCUGUUCAGAGCAAUGUGCACUGCUCACUUUGGCGCAUUGAUGCUCCAGCUCACGCUCGCAAUUGGCUCCGGACUGCUCAGCUUCGGUCCACAGCUCGCGCUGUAUGGAAUCCUGCGAGCACUCGAGACUCAAUCUUUGCAAACCGCAAAUAUAUGGGCAGCGGUGCUAGGUGUGACAAUGUUUCUGUCAUCUAGCGUGACAUCGUGGCUUUGGUGGAUCACAUAUUCGCGAUUGGCCAUUCCACUGUACUCGGAAUUGUUGGCUCUUUUGUAUGCCAAAGGAAUGCGUCGCAAGAUCGUCCACAGAGCUGCGCCAGCAUCGGAGGGUGGCGAAGAGUCGGACGACAAACUCCAGGAACAAGGAGAGCAAGAGACGCUGAACCUGGUCACAGUGGAUACCAAGCGCAUCUCUGAUGCCGUCUCAUAUCAGCACCUGGUUCCGUCCUCAGUCACACAGUUCAUAUUUGGCUGCGCAUUCCUUUGGGUCUUGAUCGGAUGGCAGAGCUUACUGGCUGGUCUCGGAGCAAACUUGUUGCUAAGUCCCAUCAGCUGGUAUAUUGCCAAGCAUUACGGAGCCUUCCAGAAGACGUUGAUGGCCACUCGAGACCAACGGACUGCAAUUGUUCAUGAGGUGACUAAAAACAUCCGGCAGAUAAAAUUCUCGUCCGUGGAAUCGCCGUGGGAAGAUCGGGUGCUUGAAGUUCGUGGCAAGGAAAUGCGCCUUACCUUCAAAGGCAUUUGUUUCGAAACAGCGUUCCAGUUCACUUGGACGCUUGCUCCACUCCUGCUAUCAGCUGUUGCUCUGACAGUCUAUGCCCUUAUUUACGGCAACCUGGAAGCAUCCACCGCCUUCACGGCCGUCUCAACAUUCGGAUUAUUGGAAGUGGCCUUGUCGGCACUGCCACACAUCAUCAUCCCCAACUUGCAAGCCAAAAUCAGCGUUGAUCGAAUCGAUAAAUUUCUGGCAAGUCCUGACAGAUCAUCAACUCGGUCUUUCGCGGCCUCUAGCAUCGUUUUCGAUGAUGCGACCAUCGCUUGGCCGGUGACUGAAGGAAGCGAAAACGUUGGGUAUCGUAUUUCCAGAAUCAGCGUCGAAUUUCCGUCAAAAGGACUGUCUGUCGUGACCGGCCGCACUGGUACUGGAAAGUCACUGCUGCUUUCUUCAAUUCUCGGAGAGUGCGACGUCGUUUCUGGCUCAGUGAAAGUCCCGGAAAGUUCGCCCGAAGCUUGGAGGGAGCCGCCAGGCAGUGCAGAAGACUGGAUCAUCGACUCAGCCAUCGCAUAUGUCGCCCAGAGUGCCUGGACUGACAAUGGCACGGUUAGGCAAAAUAUCGUCUUUGGCUUGCCAUUCGAUCGACAGCGGUACCAACAGGUGAUCUUUAGCUCUGGUUUGGAGAAAGAUCUCGAGAUUUUGGAAGACGGAGACCGCACAGACAUUGGUGCCAAUGGCGUAAAUCUGAGCGGUGGCCAGCGUCUACGUGUCUCCUUUGCGCGUGCACUCUACUCGAGAGCAGGAAUUCUGAUCAUGGAUGACAUCUUUUCAGCUCUCGACGCUGGUACUGGCCACCAUGUAUACGAGCACGGUCUCACUGGACCACUUGCUGCAGGCAGGACCAGGAUUCUGGGUACCCAUCAUAUCGCCCUUGUCGUGCCACAAACGGACUUCUGCGUAGUAUUGGCAGACCAGUCCGUCGCCUGUUCUGGAUCCGUGCCCGAGCUGAAAGGAAAUGAGAUGUUCGACAAGCUGCUCGUCGCGGGAGAUCGCGAGGAGAAGGGCGAUGGUGAGAACUCAGAAACAGCCGUUGCGAAACACGGAGAUCCUAAGGACGAUGAGCAGGAAGGUCGCAAGUUCAGCCCCGAGGAAGAGCGUGCGGCCGGAUCUGUUCCACUGAGCAUGUACUGGAAAUUCUUCACUGGCGAGUUGUCUCCUUGGCUGUGGGCCCUAGGCGUCCUUGCUGCCCUGCUGUUCAUGUUGUUUGGCUUUGGUCGAAGCUACUGGCUGAACAUUUGGACCCGUGGUGGGAUGAGCAGCACACAAUUGUAUGGCGAGCACGAAACCUCGCUUCAAUCCGUUGCUGCCCUCACCCAGCAGCGCCUCGCCACCGUGACAGUACCAGACAAUCUGGGGCUCUAUAUUGGUGUAUAUGUUGGCCUAUCGCUUGCUGCUGGCGUAGUCGGCACCUUAAGAUUCAUGCUGAUCCGCACUGCGUCUUUGCGAUCAUCCCAGGCACUCUUCAAGAGCCUGCUGUCGGCUGUCUUGGCGGCGCCACUUCGAUGGGUCGAUACGGUGCCGCUGGGUCGAGUGUUGAAUAGAUUCACGGCCGACGUGUACACCAUGGAUAAUCUUCUCGGAAGCGAUGCAGCGGAUGUCCUUUUGUGGUUUUUCCAGGUCGUCGGUGUUGUGAUUGCGAGCAUAUUUGUCUCACUCAUCGUCCUUGUGCCAGCAUUAAUCCUGUCUGCUGGCUCCAUGAUGCUGGCCGUCAUAUACCUUCGAGCCGCUAGAGAGGCGAAGAGAUUGGAGAGCGUAUCAAGAAGUCCAAUUCUGGAGCAGUUCACAUCAAGCUUGCUGGGAUUGACGACCAUUCGAGCCUUCGACCAGACGCGAAAGUAUACGAAGAUCAUCCUAGCUCGCAUCGAUGGCUACGCCAAAGCAUCAUGGCAUCUCUGGCUGUUGAACUGGUGGCUUCAGCUUCGCAUCAACCUCCUGGGUAGUCUUUUCCUGGUCACAGUCGCCUUCCUUGUCGUCAAACUUGGUGUGUCUGCUUCAUUGGCCGGUUUCGCUAUCAGCUCGUUGUUGCAAUAUGGCAAGGCCGUAUCGGACAUGAUUCGAUUUUACGCCAACUUCGAAAUGGGCAUGAACGCCACUGAGCGUGUGAUCGAUUACGCUGAUAUCAGGACCGAGCCGAAAGAUGGCGACGAGCCGCCGGCAUCGUGGCCGAGUAAAGGUACAAUGGUAGUUGACAAUCUUACUGUCAGCUACGCGCCAGAGCUGCCUCCCGUCCUGAAAAAACUCUCAUUCACUCUCAAGAGCAACGAGCGUAUGGGUGUCGUUGGUCGAACAGGUGCUGGAAAGUCAACGCUCGCGCUUGCUUUAUUCCGAUUCAUGAAUGUGAGCGAAGGUCAGGUCACGAUCGAUGGAUUGGACAGCGCGAAGCUGAAACUCCAUGCGCUUCGACGCGCUCUGGCCAUUGUUCCACAACAGCCAACUUUGUUCACUGGAACAAUCAAGUCGAAUCUCGAUCCAUUCGACUGGUAUUCCGAGGCAGAGUUGAAUGACGCUUUGGAGCGAGUGCACCUUGGAUCUGCGAACGACACUUCCACCUCUUUUGCGCUGAAUGCCCCUGUAUCGGAAGGAGGCGAAAAUUUUUCACAAGGACAACGUCAACUUUUGUGCUUGGCACGAGCCAUUCUCCAGCAGCCAAAGAUUAUGAUUCUCGACGAAGCCACAUCGUCUGUUGACAUGGAGACCGAUGGGUACAUCCAGCAGGCCAUUCGAUCUGAAUUCGGACGUAACAUGAGCUCCUUGCUCGUGAUUGCGCAUCGAUUAAGCACCAUUGCAGACUUCGAUCGUAUACUGGUCAUGGACCAUGGAGAGAUUGUCGAGCUUGGAACACCGAAAGAAUUGCUUGCCAUUGAGAAGGGUGUCUUCCGGGAGCUUGUCAACCAGAGCGGUGAGAAGGCUCUGUUGGAGAAGACCAUUCUAGGCGAGCAGCAGUAUUCGGAAUUGUCAAGUUCCUCUCUCUAA